Messenger RNA from Xenopus tropicalis (tropical clawed frog), 1236 nucleotides. RefSeq lists its product as uncharacterized. The transcript is spliced from 2 exons. NCBI's taxonomy places the organism in Eukaryota, Metazoa, Chordata, Amphibia, Anura, Pipidae. The record is from RefSeq and is a predicted model, not a curated record. The coding region runs from base 43 to 1236 and encodes 397 amino acids.
ACGACAGGACAGGAAACAGGAACCUACUUGUGGGAUUCCAACAUGAAAACAAGGAAAAAGAAAUCAUGCACAAGACAGAUCUUCUUCAUUACAGCCAUCCUUAUUAUGAUCGGGAUAACAAUGGCCUCAACAAUCACCAACCAAAAGAUUCCAUCAGAAAGAGUCCGGAGAGAAGAACCGGAAGCAAGAGAAGAACAAACGGAGGCAAAGCCCACAGGAAAAACACGCUUACUAGGAGAAAUCCUAGAGGAACAAGGACCAGAAGAACCAACGGAAGUACAAGGAGAACUAUCUCUCGGAACUCAAUCAGGUCCAGUUUUGAAAUUCUGUGUAAGAAUCCCUUUUCUUCAAGGAGGACAAAUCCGGAUUGAUAUAACUUUAGGGCCUAGAGCCAAAUACAAAUGGAUGAAAGGGACGUAUACAUAUGAAAAUAACACUCAAUCAUGGGAAUGUAAUGUAGACGACUUUGCAGUUUGGACACUAGAAAUUAGAGGGGAACAACCACUAACAUUUAGAAGUAAUCCAGACUUAGGGGAAGCUCACAUAUCCAAACAAGGCACCCUAAACCCUCUUAACCUUUACUCGUCUAGAAUUUGGAUGAAACAACUCAGACCAGAAAGACCAUCCCAAGAUAGGGAAGCAGGAGACGAUACUGUAGGAAGAGUUUGGGAGAUCCAAGCGGAUAGGGGAUUAGAACCCAUAAGCAUACAAAUGUCAUUCUUAGAAAGUGAUGUUGUCUUUCCUGAAAUCAGGAUAUGGCCAGAAAAAGUAGAAUUGCAGGAAGACUUGUCUUUAAAACUAAGCUGUGGUACACGGCUGAGUUUACCUGCAGAGGCCACAAUAUCCUGGAUUCGAGGAAAAGAAAAUCUAGGAAGCAUUACUUUUGGUUCACAGGUUGUCAUACAUCAAGGUAUUAUGGGUAAGAUAGAAUGGUCUGAUCAAACACUCAAAUUUAAGUCCAAAGCGCUAACACUUGCAGAUCAAGGUAACUAUGAAUGCUGUAUUUCCAUUCAGAAUAAAACUGCAUGUAAAUCAGCCAAGGUAACGGUUACACCUCACCCACGUAACAUCUCUUGCUCAGGACAAAGUUUCAUACCAUCAAGCCCUUUCCAAAUUAACCAUUUUCACUCAAAACCCCUUCUAAAAGAUGGGCAAUUUAUUACUAUACUGUGGCACUUUAAUCGGUCAGAGUGGAAAAUUUCCACACGAUACCACAGUGUAGGCCUCAUUUGGUGA